AUGCUGAUUUCGGUGCUAUUGAUCGCGCUCACGUAUCUGAUGCCGCUGUUCGGUGCAAUUGUGUUCAACUCACCGAAUUGGACGACAUGGGACGACGGAUCAUUCUCGAGCAUCGCAUCGGCAUUGGGAGGUACUUUCCUUUCGACGUGGAUCAUGUUGGCAUCGUUUGCAAGUAAUGCAGGCAUGUACAUCGCGGAGCUGUUCUGUGACUCGUUCCAGAUCAUGGGUAUGGCUCAGAAUGAGCUAGCACCAACGUUCCUGGGGGCACGCAACAAACGCUUCAACACGCCACACAACGCCGUCUUCGCGAGUCUCAUCGUCAUUUUGGUACUCAUCGAGUUCGACUUCAACGACAUCGUCAACAUGACAAAUGCGCUCUCGGCCUUCUACCAGAUCCUGAUCUUUGCUGCAUUCAUCAAACUGCGCUACACGCACGCAGACCUUAAGCGUCCGUACAAAGUUCCUGGAAGCAUCCCUAUGCUUUUGCUUGGCCUCUUGAUCCCGACGGCCUUGUUGAUGUACAUCGCUGUGGACGUCUUCUUCACGCUGGCACCGGCGAUGAUCGUCCUGGGAGUCACACUGGCUGGUUUCCUGUAUGCGCGAUUGAAGAAGUUCACGCGAUCGCAGUUCGAGGAUCUGAGCUUGGACGGAUAA
Messenger RNA from Phytophthora nicotianae INRA-310, 654 nucleotides. RefSeq lists its product as hypothetical. Bases 1 to 654 code for a protein of 217 amino acids. The transcript is spliced from 3 exons. Gene Ontology annotation, molecular function: transmembrane transporter activity. Gene Ontology annotation, biological process: transmembrane transport. The record is from RefSeq and is a predicted model, not a curated record. Gene Ontology annotation, cellular component: membrane. Lineage: Eukaryota; Oomycota; Peronosporomycetes; Peronosporales; Peronosporaceae.